This is a messenger RNA of Carassius carassius (crucian carp), 1435 nucleotides long. Its product is annotated as microtubule-associated protein RP/EB family member 3-like. Gene Ontology annotation, molecular function: microtubule plus-end binding. The transcript has 6 exons. Gene Ontology annotation, cellular component: cytoplasmic microtubule; microtubule plus-end; microtubule organizing center. The coding region runs from base 66 to 890 and encodes 274 amino acids. Gene Ontology annotation, biological process: protein localization to microtubule plus-end; regulation of microtubule polymerization or depolymerization; spindle assembly. The record is from RefSeq and is a predicted model, not a curated record. NCBI's taxonomy places the organism in Eukaryota, Metazoa, Chordata, Actinopteri, Cypriniformes, Cyprinidae.
AGACCCUGCUCUGAGACAAGGAUAUAAUCCCAAAGUUAUUCCCCAAAUAAGUCUGCAGCUGUGGGAUGGCGGUGAACGUUUACUCCACAUCUAUGACCAUCGAGAACCUGAGCAGACAUGACAUGCUGGCCUGGGUCAACGACUCUCUGCACUUCAGCUACACCAAGAUCGAGCAGCUGGGCUCAGGUGCGGCCUACUGCCAGUUCAUGGACAUGCUGUUCCCCGGCUGUAUCCUGCUGAAGAGGGUCAAGUUCCAGGCCAAACUGGAGCACGACUACAUCCAAAACUUCAAAGUGCUGCAGUCGGCCUUCAAGAGGAUAAACGUGGACAAGAUCAUUCCUGUGGAGAGGCUCGUCAAGGGCAGGUUUCAGGACAACUUCGAGUUCCUUCAGUGGUUUAAGAAGUUCUUCGACGCCAACUAUGACGGGAAAGAGUACGAUCCUCAGUUAGCACGACAGAGCCACGACGCCACGCCUCCAGCACACAACCCAGGUGAAGUCACCCCCCACCAGAGAGCAGCAGGACCCCAGCGGACGUCACCAACGGUCCCCAAAACUAUGCCCAUCCCCCCACGCCCCAUAAACUCCACCCCCUCCACCGGAACACGGAGGAACAUACCGAUGUCACGGAACGGAGGCGGCGACGCCGAGAUCAUGGAGCUCAACCAGCAGCAGACGGCGCUGAAGCUGAAAGUCAACGGUUUGGAGACAGAGAGAGAUUUUUACUUCGGUAAACUGCGAGACAUCGAGCUGAUCUGUCAGGAGAACGAGUGCGACAGCAACCCUGUCCUCGGCAAAAUCAUGGAGGUGCUCUACGCCACAGAGGAUGGUUUUGUGCCUCCGGAGGACGAGGAGAUUGAGGAACAGUCGCGGGACCAGGAUGAAUACUGAUCCCUCCUCAUCCUUUCUGCCUGCCCUUUCUCCAUCAUGUCAUCAUUCUUUAUUUCUCUCCCUCUUUCACUCCAUCCCCCACCAGCAGACACUAGGGGCGUGGUCUAAUUGGCUCAUAGAGUGAGUAUGGGCGUGUCUAUGCUAAUGAGUUCUGAAGUGAUGCGGUGAAGCUGAUAUUUUAUUGGCUGUGAGUUUAAUGAAGAGACCAGACGACUGGAUGAUGAUGAUGAUGAUGCAGUUACACUUUCUCACACACACACACACACACACACACACACACUGAUGUAGCGACACACACAAAGCCAAGGUUAACAGUUUUUUAUUUGGGCUCCAAUCAUCUUAUUUAUUAGAGAGCUUGGCACUUAUAUCAUUUUUCAUUUGAAUGUUUUGUUUUCUGUAGAGGUGUUUUGAGUAGCAGUGAAUGAUUUAGACACUUCAGAUCAAAUCCCAGACAAAACACAAAUCAACAUGAAGACUAUUUAGUUUCUUAUUCCUGCUCCUGAUCUUAAUACAUCCUUCAUCAGACCAGAAACGCCCGUGAGGAC